CUCGAGGACGGCCGCACACUGUCUGACUACAACAUUCAGAAGGAAUCCACCCUGCAUCUUGUUUUGAGACUUCGCGGAGGUAUGCAGAUUUUCGUCAAAACCUUGACAGGAAAGACCAUCACGUUGGAAGUUGAGGCGUCUGACACGAUCGAGAAUGUCAAAGCCAAAAUUCAGGAUAAGGAAGGAAUCCCCCCAGAUCAGCAAAGGUUGAUCUUUGCCGGAAAACAACUCGAGGAUGGUCGCACGCUCUCUGAUUAUAACAUUCAGAAAGAAUCCACAUUGCAUUUAGUUUUGAGACUUCGCGGUGGUAUGCAAAUUUUCGUUAAAACCUUAACAGGAAAAACCAUCACACUGGAGGUUGAG
Wasmannia auropunctata (little fire ant) is the source of this 363-nucleotide messenger RNA. RefSeq names its product ubiquitin-like. Lineage: Eukaryota; Metazoa; Arthropoda; Insecta; Hymenoptera; Formicidae. Gene Ontology annotation, biological process: protein ubiquitination; modification-dependent protein catabolic process. The annotation marks the transcript as partial. Gene Ontology annotation, molecular function: protein tag activity; ubiquitin protein ligase binding. The record is from RefSeq and is a predicted model, not a curated record. The transcript has a single exon. Gene Ontology annotation, cellular component: cytoplasm; nucleus.